CUCUCUCUCUCUCUCAAGCGAAUUCUCCUCUCUGCUUAUAGAUCGCCAGAGCGAAGAAUCGCUGUCAUGUUUCAUGAUCUCCUCCAAUUCCAUAGCUUCUUAUAGCUUCUACAUAGAUUUCAUAAUGCUUCGUUCUUAAAUGAUCAUUUCUAGGGUUUUCUAGUCACUUUGCCAAUCAAUCGCUUUAUCCCGUCGACUGUGUUUACUUCUGCAAUUUCAGUUUACGUUUCCUUUGCUGUGCGGUGCGAGUCUAUGGCCUAUUACCCAAAGGUACCUGGUUCGACAUCGGGAUCGGGAUCGAGCUCAAGCCCUCGGCUUCAUUUCUUGAACUCUUCCUUCGGCGAUACCACCUAUACGAAGGUCUUCGUCGGCGGCUUGGCGUGGGAGACGCAGAGCGAGACGCUGCAGCUCUAUUUCGAGCAAUUCGGGGAGAUUCUUGAGGCCGUCGUUAUCUCUGAUAAGUACACCGGGAGGUCGAAGGGAUAUGGUUUUGUGACAUUUCGGUUCCCUGAUGCCGCAACUAGGGCUUGUGCAAACCCUAAUCCUGUUAUAGAUGGAAGGCGAGCUAACUGUAAUUUGGCUUCAUUUGGUCGGCUUCAACCAGCUCCACCUCAUGUAGCACACCCAAGGUCCUUUGGCCCUUACAUAGGAGGUGUUUCUAUUCCAAGAAGUUAUGUUGGAGGAUCCACCUACCACCAACCACUUCCUUACAACUACCAGCAAGCUAUUGCAUAUUCUCCAUAUGGGUACCCAGCAUAUGGGCCAGAAUAUGUUUAUCCACAGAACGUUUAUAGUCCAUAUGGAGCCCAGCAAUAUGUACAAGUUUUUGGCGUUCCUGGAGCACCAAAUACAGCUAUUUACCCUUAUGGGCAGUUUGGUCAGCCAAUUCCCACUGGCCAAGGUUUUGCAGCUGUGCAGGGCUAUGCAAUUCCUAGCCAUCAUCUUUUGCAGCCCGGAGGACCUAACAUAAAUGGAGUUGCUGCUCCAGCCCGGCCUGUAAUUCAAGCACCAUUUGCAGGGGUUGCAGCACCUGUUUCAGUUCAGCCACAGUUUAUUCUUCCUGCUCAGUCACCACAACUCAGUGAAGGAAAUGGAUCAAAUCAAAAACCCUAGCUAGAGGAUCAGUUGGUGAACAAUACCCAAAGAUGUACAUCAUUGGAGCAGGACAAAGAAUCGCAGCUUCACUUGCUGAGUCACAUACCUUUCUUGCUUUGCAAUCUAGCAUAUUUGAUUUCUAGAGGUUUUACUUCUCAUGUUCACCAUAGUUCCUUCAUAAUGUUCAGUUUCUGCUCCAAUGGAUGGGGUUCAGAAUGCUCUGUAGCAGAAUGUUUCUUCUGCUCCACUGCUGUUUAUGUCCUUGUAAAAAUUCCUGCCCUGCUGUAAGUAAUACAGAGCAGUGGAGCUUGGACUGAUGAUGCAUGCAUAUAUGGGAGAAUAUAAUGCAUUUGUUUAUAGCUUAAAAAGUGAUUCUUUACACCUCCAUUUGAUCUCAUCUGGCUGUAUAUAUAUAUAAUCUAUUUGAUAUUUAUUCUAUUUAUUUUUAUUUUUCUUCAUUACCAAAGUCUCAAUGUAAAAUGGUACCAAUUGAAUUGGUGCUGUGUGUGGACUCCAAUUGUGUCACUUUGUAUUUGUUCAUUGUUAUAUAUGAAAUAUCUUUCUCC
Molecule: messenger RNA, 1661 nt
Organism: Phalaenopsis equestris
Lineage: Eukaryota; Viridiplantae; Streptophyta; Magnoliopsida; Asparagales; Orchidaceae
Product: RNA-binding protein 24-A
Exons: 8
Coding region: 253-1113 (286 amino acids)
Molecular function (GO): RNA binding
Source: RefSeq, a predicted model, not a curated record